Vespa crabro (European hornet) is the source of this 4642-nucleotide messenger RNA. RefSeq lists its product as uncharacterized. The transcript is spliced from 4 exons. Bases 1162 to 2700 code for a protein of 512 amino acids. The record is from RefSeq and is a predicted model, not a curated record. NCBI's taxonomy places the organism in Eukaryota, Metazoa, Arthropoda, Insecta, Hymenoptera, Vespidae.
CGAGGCAGUGCCGACGAUGCUGCUGCAUCGUCUACUCGUAUCAUCAUCCGACGUGUAUUCAAAUCUUUAAAUCCUUCAAAUCGUUUUUCUUUCUUUUUUUUUUUCUUUUUUUUCUUUUCAUUUCUCUUUAUCUAUCAUAUUUUUAUUAGAAUCGAAGAAUAAUCGAAAAUAAAAGUUAUCGAGAAAGGAGGACGCGUUCGCGAGUGGUUUAAAAAAUCGAUUAAAUUGUGAGCCAAAGAUCAUCAUCGUUCAGUGAAGAAAGUUAAAGAGAGAGAGAGAGAAAGAAGGAAAUAAAAAAAAAAAAAAAAAUACGAACACAUUUUUUUCAGAGAUUUAACAAAGUGAACAAUGUAUACGAGUUGGUUACUAUGAAACUAAUCUUCUUUUAUCAGGGAAAAAUUUCACGGCUGAAUCACGUCGUACGUUAGCCAUAUCUUGACGGAGUGAGCUCAUCUCGUCGCAAAGGAUGGAAGGAAUAAUUCAAUCUUUCCGAAGCAGAACGAGAGAAAGUUUCGAAAAGCGCAUUCUUCGUGAUUUUCGCGGCUGGCUAUUGGUGGGACCGACAACGACGAAGAGGACGAAUAGUUGGAUGAGAAAGAGCGAAUAUACCAGAGAAGAAAUAUCGUCAGACUGGCCGAGCCUGAAAGAGAACGCCUGACGCAAGAGUCUCGCGAUGAUAUCUUACGUUACCGUAAGUUUUCCUCGUUCUAAUUGGAUUUUGACGAUCGACCGAAGAGGAAUCGAAGUGGGAACUCCUUAAACUUAAUCGGUCCAUGGAUCUCUCUUUGAAGAAUCAGAAACCGAGGGAUGCUAAGAGCAGUGGAAAAAUCGGAAAGAAUGAGAUUUUCCAAGAAAUAUGACCGACAGAAUAACGUAGUAUUGCUCGUGGCGGCUCUUUGACGUACGCCACGAAACGCUAAGGACUGAUAAAGAUUCAAAAAGACAAAUAAAAAGAUAAAGAAAAAUUUGAUCUUCGAGAUAGGAGAAAACUCUUUUCGUAACGUUACUCGGUUCUUUAUGGAUCCGUCUCGGUUCGGACACACGAUGUAAAGAAAGCAGCUAGAAAAGUGAAGGAAGAGAAGGGUGAGAGAGAGAGAGAGAGAGAGAAAAAGAGAGAGAGAGAGAGAGAGAGGAAGGAAGGAAGGAAGGGAGGGGCACAAAAUGGGAGCAGCGAAAUUCGUGCUCGGUAGUGCGAUUCUCGGACUCUUUUGGAGCUGUUUGCUGAUGAAAGGUGUCCUGACGAAUUCGACGAACAGGUGCGACUAUUCGCCCUGCUCCUGCGAUCACUACGGCAGGUUGACCUGCGACUGCAAAGAGGAAGGAGAGGAAUUGAUACUGAGCACGGAAAGCGACAGGAAGUUGAGUCCGCACACAAGCCGGAUAGUCGUGAGCAAUUGCUCGUCCGUGAUCGUAGCGAACUCAAGUUUGACAUCGAUGGCUGGUCUACGAUCUGUGGAUCUGGUGAACGUGGCAAAUCUCAGCCUAGUCCGGCAUAGCUUCAAACUUUCGCUUAGCAGCGCGCGCACAAGGAUAUCCGUAAGGAACUGCAGCAUCGACGUGCUUCCUAGUUUCGUGUUUGGUGGCGACGUGGAAGCGAUAAGCUUCGAGAACGUGAGGAUAGGUCAGUUGAGCGCAUUCGCCUUCGCGAAUCUCUUUCACACGGAUACCCUCAGGCUGGAGAAUUGUCAGAUCGAAAGUACGGAGGCGCAAUCCUUCAAGAAGUUCGACGUGGGAUAUUUGCACGUGAUCGGUGGUAGUUUCGGAGAGCAAGUACCAAGUCGUACUAUGAACGACAUUGAGGUACACCACAAGUUCAUGCUUGACGGUGUCAAAAUGGGUAUGGUAAGGAGCGAGGCAUUCAUAGUUCGAAGUCCACGUACCGUUGCGAUUCAAAACUGUUUGAUCAAUGGUCUCGAGAGCGAAGCCUUUGAUGUAACGGCCCGAGGAGCCGUAAUAAUAAAGAAUAACACCUUCGGUAGUCUAGCCGUUGGCGCGUUUCUCGGUAUACGAGCGGAUCCAGAAACGAGGCCACCACCGGCUUCCUCCUCUUCUGCGAAUCUACACGACCUCAUAUUUAAGAACAAUAGCAUGUCUACGUUCGAGGAAGGCUCACUAAUGUUCGAUCGUUCGAGUUUUCGUCCAGAACUCGACGAUCUCUUGGUAAAACAGCCCUGCGAUUGUAAGAUGUUACCAUUGUGGAGGAAUAACGUUCUAAAUUACACAAACAUAUAUUCGAGAUUCUACAUGCGACAAAACGCGGUGAUGCCACCGAUUUUACCAUCCCAAGAUUCGAUCGAAACUCCAGAAACUUUUCUCUUCUGCGUGGACGGCCACACAGAGGACGCGACUACAGCGAGCUUUAGCGAUUACGAGGCACGACAUUGCUCUCUCGGCGGAUCAAUGCUCGUACUUAUACUCGUCAUAGUCGGAAUUCUCGUUACCCUUCUCAUCCUUGCGUGUCUGAUCGUCUGGUGUUGCAAAAGACGACGUAGGAAUGAUAGAAAACGAUGGAUGAGCGUGCCAACUAACGCACCGGAUGUCGUCUCGAAGAAGAACGGUGUAAUCGGUAGAGAAACGGCCACCUCGGGUACACCGGUAGACAGCAGAAUAACUAUGGUCGUGCCUGAUGGCAGACUUUACAGGGAAACUGAGUUUCACGUAAUCGUCGAAAAGGCCGAACCCUUGACCACGGAAUUGUAACGAGAAGCCUCGUACGACUCGACGCGUUCCACGAACGAUCGAAUUCAUCAUUUCGAGGAUCAUCAAAGUAAAAUGGAACCGUCGGGCUCGUCUUCUACCCCCACCACCACCACCACCACCAACACUUCAUGUCGUUUUCGAGUGUACAAGCUUUGAUACAACGUAUCGUAGAAGAAAAUAAAGAAGUAAAUAACAACGAUAAAGAAGAGACGAACGUUGUUAAGCAUGUGUUUGUGCGCGUACUUUUCUUCCUUCUCAUUUAAAUGAUUUAGGAAAGAAACAAAGGAAAAAACAAAAAAAACAAAAAAAAAGAAGAACACGGAACGUUUUCGAUAAACGCUAUUGUACCUCUUUGCGGGUUCCUCAAACUUUUUUCACGUUUAUGUACGUGUAUUAUUACGCGAUAAACAAAAAGAUAUCUAUAUGUAUAAGUCGAUAAUGAGAUAAGCGUUCUGCGAUGAAAAAAAAAACAAACUAUAAUGUCCUUGACGUAAUCCUACGUCCUGGAAUAACGAUCAAUGUCAAAACUCCAUUCACUCUCGAAUUCAUUUAGUCGAGCAUUCUCUAUUAGUACAAGACAAGUUCGUAAGCUUCCGAUUAACAUAUCACCAAAAGCACGAGUACCGAUUAUCCGAGCGUGUCCUUCUCAUUCCUUCGAUCUCCUCCCUCUUAUUGUUUUCUCUCUUUCUUUCUUACUUAUUUACUUACUAUGAGGCGGUCACGUUCCUCUCGGCGAUAAAGAGAUUUCCGAUCGAGGUCACGAGGACGGUUAAUCGGUCGUCGUUGCUAGUUAAGUUUAUAUCGUUAGGUAGCUUUCGAGAGACGGUUGGUUAUCUACGAAGAAGACGACGAACCACAUUCAAGUUGUACGAGAAAACAGUGAGAUGUGUUUCUUCAUUUGAUAUUCCAUUCGUAACUUUCAAAGGCACGAAUUCGUCCCGAUUGAACGAAGGAACGAAUAAAAGAUGGAACGAAGGAACGAAUAAAAGAUGGAACGAAGGAAGGACCACCGCUAAAAUCUUUCACUAACUUUAUCUCUCGUAAUUUUUCAUUCGAUUUUUAAUUCUAAAGAUACCCCAGUCAGAAUUAUUAAAUGUACGAUUCACGAAAAGAUCCACGAACCAUUUCACAUACAAACACUGCCUACACAUGUAUUCUCCAUGGAAACAGAUUAACGUAGCAAAAACUCGAAAAAUAAAUUCACCUAAAAUCGUUCCUCUUCCAAGAUUCAAUAACGUUAUAAACGCCGAAAUAAAAUCUCAUUUGUUUUCAUUGAAUAAUUAAAUAAGCAAGCCAUAUUAAAGUCGCUUAAAUAUUCUCGAGACCAAAGACUCGAGAGAAGAUAAUAAAGAAGAUAGGGAAGAUAGGAAGCACUAUUUUCGAGGAAUUAAUUCGUAAAAAUGACACUCGAAGAUGCGAAUUCGUAUUAAAAGAAGAUCCUAAUAAGAUCAACCGGUAAAAAGAAAAAAGAUGUUGAUUCUUUUAGGCUUGUAAAAGCUAUCAUCUGAUACUUGGGCAGGAAUCCAUGCAUUAUUAAUGCGCACUCGUCCCUUUGUAACGAUAUUCCAGAGGUAGUUUCUCUUAGCCUGAAGCGAUAUCACGCGCAGAAAUUGGGCCUCGAAGCUUCCGAGAUUAUUGUGUGCGACGACCUUCGUCGAGUCGUUACCUUGAGCCUUGAGGAAAUCUCAAGAUAGAUAUACUAUUAACGUCAGUUGCGAGCAUGAACAAUGCUCCAACUUGGAGUACAUGUGCGCGCAUGUUAGAACCUAUGCGAGUAUACGUCUAGCGAUUAUCGCUUUUUGGCGAGAAUUAAGUUUUCUAAUGACCGUUUAGUUGUAAUUAUCGUGAAACUGUGAUAUACCGACAGCUGACUAUGUAAUUUGUUUUACAUCGAACGACGUAUGAUCGACGAUGAAGAAUAAAGAUCACGCUAAAUACAUAA